UUUGUAAAAUUUUAUGUUAUUUCUAAGCAAAAUUAUAUUAUAAAAUAUCUUUAUUAUUGUCUACUUAUUGUAAUGACUGGGAAAAUUUUUGUCGUUACUGGAGCUAACAAAGGAAUUGGUUAUGGAAUUGUUCGUGGGUUGGCUCAGCAAUUAAAUGGGGCUAUAAUUUAUUUGACUGCCAGAAAUCCAACACUCGGUGUUGCAGCACUCCAAAAUUUAGAAAAAGAAUUGGGUGACAAAAAGAAAAGUCAAGUUGUCUUCCAUCAAUUGGAUAUAACAGACGAGAAUAGUUGCCAAAAAUUGGCUCAACAUUUGAAAGAAAAACAUGACGCUUUAGAUGUUUUGAUAAAUAAUGCUGGCUUUGCUUUUAAACAAAAUGCUACAGAACAUCCGAGUAUUCAAGCAGAUAUAACUAUCGCAAUUAAUUAUUAUGGAACUAAAAAUAUUUGUAAUGCUUUAAUUCCUCUGAUUCGAAAAGGGGGGAGAAUCGUUAAUGUUUGCAGUCAAGGAGGUGUAAUGAACGGAAAGUAUGCCAAAUACAGCAAAGAAUUAGUUGAUCGCUUUAGAAAUAUUUCUGCCCUUAAAGUUUCUGAUAUUGACAAAUUUGUCGAGGAAUAUAAAAAGCUUGCAAAAGAAGAUAAGCGUAAAGAGGGCGGUUAUCCAGACACAGCUUAUGGAGUGAGUAAAGCAGCAGAAAUAGCUCUUUCAUUGUUACAAGCACAUGAACUUAAAUAUAAAGGAAUUACUGUUAACGCUUGUUGCCCAGGUUUUGUCAAUACAGACAUGACUAGCCACAAAGGUCAUUUAACUAUUGAUGAGGGAGCGGACACUCCAAUAUGGCUGGCAACUGCUGAAGAAGUCCCAAAUGGGGCGUUUGUUUAUUUGCGCAAAGCUAUUGAAUGGCUGCACUGA
This is a messenger RNA of Meloidogyne enterolobii, 912 nucleotides long. NCBI's taxonomy places the organism in Eukaryota, Metazoa, Nematoda, Chromadorea, Rhabditida, Meloidogynidae. The record is from the annotation of a GenBank genome assembly.